GGGAUAGUUGUUGAAAUUUGGGAAGUAAAGUAGUUUUCAGAAACUUUAGGCAAUUUAAAAUAAUUCGUUUGGUGUUAGUGUUCAAAUGACGAUAUUAUGAUGGCGAAUUAUUCGAAUGUUCUAAUUCGUCCUAGCAUUGCUCCAUCUCUGCUGUGGGCUCGCAACAAUAGUUAUGUUAUUCCUGGAGUGUACGAUUUGACCGUUGAAGAUACAAACUGGGUUCUCACAUCUUCAUUCAUUAUAUUCACAAUGCAAACUGGAUUUGGAAUGCUUGAAUCAGGAUGUGUUUCAUUGAAGAAUGAAGUUAACAUUAUGAUGAAAAACAUUAUUGAUAUAGUGUUAGGAGGUUUUACAUACUGGUUGUUUGGAUAUGCCAUGUCUUUCGGGCGAGGAGAGCUGAACAAUCCUUUCGUUGCAUUAGGAGAUUUUCUUAUUGAUCCAAGUGUAAAUGAUCCUCUUAUCGGACCAAUAUUCGCUGCUUUUCUUUUUCAACUAUCAUUCUCGACCACUGCAACAACUAUUGUGAGCGGUGCGAUGGCGGAAAGGUGCAAUUUCAAAGCGUACUGUCUGUUCUCUUUUCUAAACACAAUUGUGUACUGCAUCCCAGCUGGUUGGGUGUGGGGUGAACAUGGAUUUCUCAAUAAACUGGGAGUUGUCGACAUUGCAGGAAGUGGUCCAGUUCAUCUCGUCGGGGGAUCAUCAGCAUUCGCAUCGGCUAUGAUGCUUGGUCCACGACUAGGACGCUACGCUAAAGGAAUUGAGCCAUUGCCACUGGGAAAUCCUGUUAACGCGUGUAUGGGUCUCUUCGUGUUGUGGUGGGGAUGGCUUGCAUUCAAUUCAGGAAGUACAUAUGGUGUGAGUGGAGCUAAAUGGAUUUAUGCGGCACGCGCUGCUGUCAUGACUAUGAUGGGAUCGUUCGGCGGAGGAUCCUUCAGUAUAAUAUACUCAAUGAUUCGCAACGAAGGACGAUUGGAUAUUGUCGAUCUCAUUAACGGCAUUUUGGGGUCUCUAGUUUCGGUGACCGCAGGUUGUUUCCUUUACCAUGCAUGGGAAGCCAUACUUAUUGGGGCGAUUGGAUCAGCUCUUUGUUGUCUAAGUAUGCCUCUAUUCGAUAAGAUGGGUGUCGAUGAUCCCGUUGGUGCUAGCGCUGUUCAUGGAGUAUGCGGAGUAUGGGGAGUUCUUGCAGUCGGAUUAUUUGCAGAUAAUCCAAUCCCUCUGGAAACUACAGGUGGAAGAUCUGGGCUUUUGAAAGGAGGUGGGUGGUACCUACUAGGAGUGCAAUCUCUCUCUGCUUUAUGUUUAGCUUGUUGGUCGAUUUGUACCACUUUCGCAUUACUGUGGAUAAUCAACAAAAUUGUGCCAAUAAGGAUGGACCCUAAUGAGGAGUUGUUGGGAGCUGACCUCAUGGAACACAGGAUAAGACAUUCACAAAUUGGCAUUUCGCGGGCUUUAUCUGCAUUGGCUCCUAUAAAGGUUGACUUGGAUGAUGUAAUUACUGCUGAUCCUAUAGGUCGGAAUCCUGGUCAUGAUCAGUGUGUUGACGAAAUUCGCGCUGCUGGUAAAAAAUUGUACGAAUGGCGAAAUUUUAUGGACACCAUGUCCCUGCAAAAGCACAGCAAAGGUAUCGACGCUAAAAAGGAUUCCUUUCAAAUGAAGAACGUUGAGCAGAAAACGGUUGAAACUUCUAAUAACUACUCAGCGGUGAAUUUUGGAUUCGAAGGAAAAAGUAAGGAGAUCGUUGCCGGAGGCUCCGGAGCUGGGGGUCUUUUUUCUAUUUCUAACGAUUCCACCGUGAUUCCACCAGGGAAGAGCGAUCAAAACUUCGCGUGGAUAGAUUAAGAAUCAAAUAUAUCAUAAAUAUUUAUUCCCAAUCAUGUUAAUAAGAUAAGAAUUACAUCCCUGAAAAUUAUGCUGUGCAAUGAUGCGCUCAAUCAUGUUUGUGUGUCUGUCUAUCCCAAAUUAAAACGAAAUUGUAGU
Molecule: messenger RNA, 1977 nt
Organism: Toxorhynchites rutilus septentrionalis
Lineage: Eukaryota; Metazoa; Arthropoda; Insecta; Diptera; Culicidae
Gene: Amt
Product: putative ammonium transporter 2
Exons: 6
Coding region: 97-1839 (580 amino acids)
Biological process (GO): ammonium transmembrane transport; ammonium homeostasis
Cellular component (GO): membrane
Molecular function (GO): ammonium channel activity
Source: RefSeq, a predicted model, not a curated record